Molecule: messenger RNA, 792 nt
Organism: Oncorhynchus masou masou (cherry salmon)
Lineage: Eukaryota; Metazoa; Chordata; Actinopteri; Salmoniformes; Salmonidae
Product: microfibril-associated glycoprotein 4-like
Exons: 5
Coding region: 57-773 (238 amino acids)
Biological process (GO): elastic fiber assembly
Source: RefSeq, a predicted model, not a curated record
UAUUUUCUUUGUCGGGCUGAAAACCAACUGGAAAAAGACAGAUAACCGUCCCAACAAUGCAUGCCCUGAGGAUUCUCUAUGUGUUGCUGCUGUCAGUAGCAGUUAAUUCUAAGGGGCUGAUGUUCCAGCCUCUGGACUGUGCUGAUAUCUACAACGACGGCUCUAAGACCAGUGGUGUCUACAGGAUGUACCCUGCUGGACCCAACUCUCCUCGAUACGUCUACUGUGAUAUGGACACCGACGGAGGGAAAUGGACUGUGUUUCAGAGGAGGAUGGAUGGGACAGUGAACUUCUACAGAGGAUGGGACCAGUACAAGAACGGCUUUGGACACGCAGCAGGAGAGUACUGGCUGGGUCUGGACACCAUCUACCUCCUGACCCUGAAAAAGAAUUACGAGUUGAGGGUGGACAUGGAGGACUUCGACGGACAGAAAGCCUACGCUUUCUACUCCUCCUUCGCCAUCUCUCCCAAAGUCACAGAUCCUGAACUGGAUGGCUACAAACUCCAGGUUACUGGCUUUAAAGAUGGAGGAGCAGGGGACUCUCUCACCUAUCACAGCGGUAUGAAGUUCUCCACCUUCGACCGAGACCAGGACACCAACUGUGCAGUCGGCGCGGUCGGAGGUUAUUGGUACAACGAGUGUUACUUCUCAAACCCAAACGGUCUUUACACGUGGGGAUUGAACUCACAGAUGGGAGUCAACUGGAGGGGAUGGAAGACCUUCUACUCUGUGAAAGCCAUAUCCAUGAAGAUUAGGCCUGUGAACCUGUGAAGGUCCUUCACAAAGUCCU